GCAUAUUUUGAAAACGGUAAUUCUGGGCCAGAUGCUCUCCUUGUUUAUCUGUGGGACUGCUGUUACAAGCCAGUACCUAGCAGAACAAUACCAAGUGAAUACUCCAAUGUUUCAAAGUUUUAUCAACUAUUCUUUGCUUCUUCUAGUUUAUACAACAAUGCUUGCGUUUAGGACUGGCAGUGACAGUCUCUGGCAAAUUUUAAAACAGAGGUGGUGGAAGUAUAUUUUUUUGGGACUGGCUGAUGUUGAAGCCAAUUACAUGAUUGUAAAAGCCUACCAAUAUACAACGCUCACCAGUGUGCAGCUGCUGGACUGUUUUGGGAUUCCUGUGCUGAUGGCUUUGUCCUGGUUCAUUCUCCACGCAAGAUACAGGCUGAUCCAUUUUCUUGCUGUUGCCAUCUGUUUGCUGGGUGUAGGAACAAUGGUGGGUGCAGACAUUUUGGCAGGGAGGCAGGACAGCGAAGGUAGUGACGUGGUGAUUGGAGAUGUCUUAGUGCUUCUUGGUGCUUCUUUGUAUGCCAUUUCUAAUGUGAGUGAGGAAUACAUUGUGAAAAAUCUGAGCAGAGUGGAGUUUCUAGGAAUGGUGGGCUUGUUUGGGACUAUUAUCAGCGGUCUACAGCUCGCCAUUGUGGAACAUAGGGACAUAAUGAAAAUUCAAUGGAACUGGAAAAUUGCAUUGCUGUUCACAGUCUUUGCCCUCUGUAUGUUUGGGCUCUACAGCUUCAUGCCAGUAGUGAUCAGAGUUACCAGUGCAACCUCGGUCAACCUGGGUAUUCUGACUGCAGAUCUCUACAGUCUGUUCAUUGGGCUAUUCCUCUUUUUCUAUAAGUUUUCAGGUCUUUAUAUCCUGUCCUUCGUUAUCAUCAUGGUGGGCUUCAUCCUGUACUGCUGGGUGCCCACGCGGGCGGCGGAGCCCAGCGCCGUGCCGCAGCCCCACCCCGCCGGCCGG
Molecule: messenger RNA, 949 nt
Organism: Merops nubicus (carmine bee-eater)
Lineage: Eukaryota; Metazoa; Chordata; Aves; Coraciiformes; Meropidae
Gene: SLC35F2
Product: solute carrier family 35, member F2
Exons: 7
Biological process (GO): transmembrane transport
Cellular component (GO): membrane
Molecular function (GO): transmembrane transporter activity
Source: RefSeq, a predicted model, not a curated record